Messenger RNA from Aspergillus oryzae RIB40, 1965 nucleotides. RefSeq lists its product as uncharacterized. NCBI's taxonomy places the organism in Eukaryota, Fungi, Ascomycota, Eurotiomycetes, Eurotiales, Aspergillaceae. The transcript has 2 exons. Gene Ontology annotation, molecular function: protein kinase activity; ATP binding. Bases 1 to 1965 code for a protein of 654 amino acids. Gene Ontology annotation, biological process: protein phosphorylation. The record is from RefSeq and is a predicted model, not a curated record.
AUGGCGGAUAUGAACCUCGAGAAAUUUCUUCUUUUUCAGCUGCAUCAAUAUGGGAUAACAGAAUUACUCCAGGAAGCUGCUAAUCUUGCUAAUGCUCUAGACUACCUGCAUAACCGACUUCAGGCUGGGGAUCAAGUAUAUUUCUAUCAUAGGGACCUCAAGCCCUCCAAAAUCUUAAUAUAUUCUACAUCCCCUUCCUCGGAAUAUCAUCGGGUGGGGAGAUGGAAAAUCACGGAUUUCGAUCUUUCUGUUGUCAAGAAACCAGAAGGCCAUCUAGCUGUCAGGGGAUUCGUGACUCGUACGACCGAUCAGCAAUCGUGGAUACCAGGGCCUUACCAGGCACCUGAGGUUUGUGUCAACGAUGGAGCAGACUUUCGAAGUAAUAUCUGGUCCUUCGGUUGCAUCCUAGUCCGUUUGCUGUCUUCCAAGCUAGACGGGGCCCGGGGGCUUAUGUGGUUAGAUGAGCUCCGGUGUAAAGAUGUCGACAAGGUCUCGGCCUACGAGCAUGAUUACUUCUACAGAGGAGAUCCUCCUAAUCUCAACCCGCAUAUCAAAGAAUGGAUCAACGACCUACCUCGCCGAACUGACGGAUAUAACGAGGAAUUUCUGAGUUGCUGCAGGGACUUUCUUCUGUCGACACUUAAGGUCGACAAGUACGAACGAUCAUCUGCAGAGUCAGUCGCAAGGCAACUGCAGCAAUUGACCAAACUUCUUAUGCCACGGCCUGGUCCUUUAUUCGACCCAGAAGUAUAUCCAAAUGACUCGGUGUACGAUGAGUCAUCGAGACAUCUCCUUCACACUUCUGGAAUCUCAGGCCAGGUCGUUACGGAAGACCCUACUUUCUGUGGAUACACUCCAGGCCCUCAACCAGUGACGGGAUCGAAAUCAGCAUCUGAAUGCUGUCCACACAACCCAAAACACAAAGCCCAUGUGGCUCAGCCUGCAGAUAGAUGGGAUUGGGUGGAGAAACUCCAAACCUUUGGAUACAAUGCCCAGGAAAUAAACGACAUUCUUCUAGAGAGGGCUCGCGAUGCGCCGUGGAUAUAUUUUGAGCCUGAAAAAUUUUAUAUCCCCCUUAUGAGCACUACUCAUCAUAUUCGUAGGUGCUGUCACUUUCUAGGAGAACGCCGUCAACAAGGAUCGACAUCCGACUCAAUGGAUACUUUGCAAACGGGCAUUGACCUAGCGGUCGAUAGCUAUGAAACUGUGAAGGCGGUCGAGGAGCUCUGCGGUAUAUGUGGCAUAAGUCCAAAAACUCGAAUAACAACCGAUUGGUUGGGCUCGGCAUCGUUUACUGAAGGCAACACUGCUAUGGCAGUGACAUAUUCGCUGCCGACUGACAAAUGCCACGAAACCAGAGCCAGCACUAUUAUCGGGCGAAUAUCUGGAGCUCUUAAGAGCUUUCAGGAUGCCGCCAGUCUCUUACAAUUGAGAGGCCUUUGCUGUGACUCGUUUACAGUUAUUCGACACGGAGGAUGGCGUAGCGAACUGGAUGGGGUAGCCGCUGGGGAGGUCGUUUCACUGGGCUUCCAUCUAGUAGCUAAUCUUGCUCAGGCAUUGGAACAGUCAAUGGGAAAAAAUACACCCUCCCCGCGUCAAAUUCUCUCGGCAUCUAGUGCAAUUCUAAGACUGAUUUGUCCCGAGUUUGAGGUGGCUCAUGGCAGAAGCGACAUGGGAGCCUCCCUCCACCUGGGUGCGUUAGCAGUUCAAUUUCUCUGUCUGGGAUUCAUGUCCUAUGUACAAGCACAUAUUGGUCCUCUUGAACCAUUUUUCUUGGAUACGCCUAUAAGUCGGGUGGUGUUAUUGGGGCUUGAUGAAGACAAUAAAUACCCCAAGCUGGUAGCAAAACUUGUCGACAUCACUUGCUUGGGUGAUAUGACUCGCGGGCCUGUUUGGAUGUUCUUUAGACACCGAAAUUCGGAGGGAAAUCAGGACUUCAAGAGGCCCUAUCACAGCGACAAAUAG